AUGAUUUGUAUUUUUCAUUUUUUUUUAAACAAAUUUUUGCAGGAGUGGUCACCUUCUCAUAACCUGAAAAGCCUGAGAAAGAAGCAGCUUGCAGCCCGGGAAGCCAUGGCCCGGCAGACAGUCGCAUCGGAUACUGAAGUUAGCAGCGUUGAAUCUUCUGUUAUCAGCUUGUUACAGGAAGCCGAAAGUAAAUCUGAGCUGAGCCAGAACAUUUCUGCCAGGGAGCACUUUGUGUUUACAGAUGCUGAUGGGCAGGUCUAUCAUCUCACAGUAGAAGGAAACUCAGUGAAAGAUAGUGCAAGAAUUCCUCCUGAUGGAAGUAUGGGUAGCAUUACAUGUAUUGCCUGGAAAGGGGAUACCCUGGUUCUUGGAGAUGUUGAUGGAAACUUAAACUUCUGGGAUUUGAAAGCCAGAGUAUCCAGGGGGAUACCUACGCACCGAAGCUGGGUGAAAAAGAUACGUUUUGCUCCAGGGAAAGGAAAUCAAAAACUUAUUGCUAUGUACAAUGAUGGAGCAGAAGUUUGGGAUUCAAAAGAGGUACAGAUGGUGAGCAGUUUAAGAAGCGGCAGAAAUGUGAAUUACCGAAUCCUGGAUGUAGAUUGGUGCACUUCAGACAAAGUGAUCCUGGCAUCAGAUGAUGGGUGCAUUAGAGUUCUGGAGAUGUCUAUGAAACCAUCGUGUAUUAGAAUGGAUGAACAAGACUUAUUAGAACCUGCAUGGUGUCCCUAUCUACUUGUUCCAAGGGCUUCCUUAGCUUUAAAAGCAUUCUUGUUGCAUCAGCCAUGGAAUGAAAAAUAUUCUCUGGAUGUUAUGAAUAUCGAUUAUCCAGAGGAUGAAAACAUCAAAAAUCUGAUUCAAGAGCAGCUGAAUUCACUGUCAAAUGACAUCAAGAAACUUCUGCUUGAUCCAGAGUUUACUCUUUUGCAGAGAUGUCUCCUAAUUGCCAGACUGUAUGGAGAUGAGUCUGAACUGCAUUUCUGGACCAUUGCUGCCCACUAUUUGCACAGUUUAUCCCAGGAAAAACCUGCAAAACCAACAGAUGCAGUUAUCCUUCAAGAACAGCUGGUCAAUCCAUUGGAUAUAUGCUAUGACAUACUAUGUGAAAGUCAUUACUUUCAGAAAUUUCAGCUCGAAAGGGUAAAUCUCCAGGAGGUGAAGAGAUCAACAUAUGAUCAUACCAGGAAAUGUGCUGACCAGCUUCUUCUCUUGGGCCAGACUGACAGAGCAGUACAGCUGCUGUUAGAAACAAGUUCAGAGAAUGCACAUUACUACUGUGAUUCACUCAAAGCUUGCUUGGUAACAACUGUCACAUCAUCAGGUCCGUCUCAAAGCACCAUCAAGCUGGUAGCAACCAACAUGAUAGCUAAUGGAAAGCUCUCAGAGGGUGUUCAGUUGCUGUGUCUGAUAGAUAAGGCUGCUGAUGCUUGUCGCUACCUGCAAACUUAUGGUGAAUGGAAUCGUGCAGCAUGGCUUGCAAAGGUUCGCUUGAACUCAGAGGAGUGUGCUGAUGUGUUAAAGCGUUGGGUGGAUCACCUUUGCUCUCCACAAAUCAACCAGAAGUCCAAAGCCAUUCUUGUCCUCUUGUCACUUGGAUGCUUUACAAAAGUUGCAGAGAUGUUGCACAGUAUGAGAUACAUUGAUAGAGCGGCUUUAUUUGUUGAAGCUUGUCUGAAGUAUGGAGCAUUUGAAGUCAAUGAUGAUACAAAUAAACUGAUCCAUGCUGUCUAUGCAGAUUAUGCCAGGGGCUUGAAGCUCCUGGGCUUUAGGCAAGGAGCUAUUUUCUAUGCCUCAAAAGCAGGAGAAGCUGGUAAAGAUUUAUUGGUUGAGCUCAAACAGCUUAAAGGGGAAGCGAUGGAAGCGACAGAAGAGUAACAAUUCUAUAUUUACUGCUAAGAGGAGUUUUUCUAUCAGACUGGAUUGUCCAUCAGAUUGAUAUUCCACUGUGUGAAAAUGCGCUUUCUCUUGAAUCACUGUAAUAGCUCAUGUGUGAUUUGAGCAAAUAAUGUUAAAUGCGUGAGGAGACACAUUUAAGAACUGUUUUGUUUGUUCUUAAAUUGUCUACAUUUUCAAGAGAGAAGGAAAAAAGGCUAUGAUAAAAUUAUACAUGAAUAUUUUCAGCUUUUUCAACUGUAGCAGAAAUCAAACUGAACAAAAUGCUGAAAGCAUUCCAUACCCGUGCAAGAGCCUACUCCAUUUACUUCCAAAAAUCAAAUCUUUAUAGUUCUUCACUACUGUUGUAUUUAUAUGUAUAAAUGAUUCAGUCUGUACUAUAAAAAAUGUGAAUUUAUGUAAAGAAUAAAUAUAGAUCACAAAACACACACAGAUCAUUCCUGGAAAGUUGUUUUCUCAAAUCCAAUUUUUCUCUUUAAAAUUACUGUUAUUUUACAUGAGUUCCCUUUGUUGUCUUUUUCAUACCAGGAUGGAAUGGAAUCUUUAACAGACUUACUUAUGAAAGAUUCCUAACAAUCCAGAAACCUCUGACAUGUCAUCUUUUUCAAUUAAGAUAUUGUUAUAUUUGGUGUCAUUCGCAAUUGAGCACUGCCUGCACACCUUAGGGACUAAAUUCUGCCUUGUCUUGACUGUUUAAUGGGAUCAAAGGAUGGGAAAAUUAUCCUACCUCAAAAAGUAGUAAGGUGGGCUCCUCAAAUGUUCAGAAGGAUGCUAAUGCUCUCUCUGUAGUUACUAUUUUGUAGGGUAUUUCAAUGUGUCCUGAAUUAAGAGGUGGAAAGAACAUUGGAUGAAGCAAAAGAUGUUUUUUUUUUCAUUACUUUAUAUGAUAUCAUAUCUUGUGGUCCAUAUACUUAGGGGUGCUACUGAAAGCAUCUCUCUUCACUUUUGUGCCAGUAUUUCAGCAGGAAAACAGCUUCCCACAGUAUUUUAGUGUUGAUAUAUUUGUUUUCAUUGUUGUUCCUCACGUUAGAAAUGUCUUUUCUAUUUAUUACUGUUUGACUGAGAGAUUUUGCAGCUGAAGAGUGGAUGCUAAUGUUAGACUGCAUUUGCAAAUGGAAGACUGUGGCAUGUGAAAAUAAGUCUUGGCUGAAAAGGCUAAUUAUUUAAAGGAAGUUGUUGGAGCUGCUGAAGUUCAGUAUGCAGUAGUGAGAAGAAUCAUAUCGUGUAAGAAGUUUCCCACCUGAAUGUAAUUCAUGACUUUACUACUUAAAGUAAUUGUGUCUUUGAUUCUUCUUAUGCUUGAAGAUUUGUAAAUGCGUAUCCAAUAUUCCUUCUUAGAGGAGCAUUAGCUUCAUUACCUCUCUUCAACUCUGGAAACCUUUUAAUUAAAAUCUAGCAUAGCAUUUCUGAGAACACACUGAAGGUUCGGAUUUUCAAUACUGAUGUUUUUUGUACAAGUUGAAAAUGUUUCAUUGCUCUAAAAGUGAAUGUUUUAUAUAGAUAAGAUAACGUAUCUUACAUAGAUUGUCCCACAUCUUAUAUACAUCAUUAAAGAUGUUCAGUGUCUUACGAAUGAUACUUACAUACUUGCUUGGGAAAACAAGUAUACAAUGAAAUUUGCCUUAAGUAUUAGCUGGUGAGCAACAAAGUUAAGCAAAAUUAAAUGUCUUUAUCAGUGGGCUAAAUUCAGGCUGGCAUCGACUACAACAGCACUCCUGAGUUCCUCUGCUU
Meleagris gallopavo (turkey) is the source of this 3621-nucleotide messenger RNA. NCBI's taxonomy places the organism in Eukaryota, Metazoa, Chordata, Aves, Galliformes, Phasianidae. The record is from RefSeq and is a predicted model, not a curated record.